CGGGCGUCUUCUUCAAAUUGCACGUCGUUGACUAGCUGUAGCGGAAAGCUACGCCUUGAGUUUAUUUUUCCGCUUCAUUUUCUGCUGUUGUAAACAAACAACAAAACACUUUUGUGACCACUCCAAGAGUAAAAAACGACAAGAUGGACGAGUAUCAUAACGAGGGCUCAUUCAACACCGAAGAAGCUGAUAACAUUGUCAAAGAGUGUAUUGAGACUGUAGUGGGCGGCGAUGACUACAACCAGAAUCUGGUAAACAAAUGGACCUCCGCUAUAGUAGAGCGCUGCCUCAUGCAACUGGUCAAACUGGGAAAACAGUAUAAGUUUAUCGUUACCUGCUCCCUGAUGCAGAAAACUGGUGCUGGCCUCCACACAGCAAACUCCUGCUACUGGGACACAACCACGGACGGUAGCUCCACGGUGAGAUGGGAAAGCCGCACCAUGUACUGCGUGGUCAGCGUGUUUGCCGUUGCCAUUGCGUAGAGAGCGGCGUCUUUCUGGGGAAACAACCAAAAGUGCCACUUCCACUCCGGAUGUGAAUGCACAGUAAGUGUAGAACUUUCCGGGCUGUACUGUACAUAAUAUUGAAACGAAUAAUGACCACAAUCUUUAUGCAGCUCCAAACUUUGCACAAUGAGUGGCGGCAAAUUUUGUUCGUGACAACGCUAUUCGAUUCUAUUAUUCGGUCUGUUGUCAUGUAAAAUGUCAGAAGGAAUAUUUGUCUUGAUAAGCAUGUUUUCCAAUUAAAAGAACAAGCAUCCUCA
Messenger RNA from Syngnathus typhle (broad-nosed pipefish), 763 nucleotides. Its product is annotated as dynein light chain Tctex-type 3-like. Gene Ontology annotation, molecular function: dynein intermediate chain binding. Gene Ontology annotation, biological process: microtubule-based movement. NCBI's taxonomy places the organism in Eukaryota, Metazoa, Chordata, Actinopteri, Syngnathiformes, Syngnathidae. Gene Ontology annotation, cellular component: cytoplasmic dynein complex; cytoplasm; kinetochore. The transcript is spliced from 5 exons. Bases 144 to 482 code for a protein of 112 amino acids. The record is from RefSeq and is a predicted model, not a curated record.